Plasmopara halstedii is the source of this 1026-nucleotide messenger RNA. RefSeq lists its product as uncharacterized. The coding region runs from base 1 to 1026 and encodes 341 amino acids. The record is from RefSeq and is a predicted model, not a curated record. NCBI's taxonomy places the organism in Eukaryota, Oomycota, Peronosporomycetes, Peronosporales, Peronosporaceae. The transcript has 2 exons.
AUGCAGACCUUAUCAUGGCAAUUCGGCGUCAUCGCAGCGCUUUCCGCUUUCAACGCCAUUUCCAGAGUCACGUCUCAGUGCUCGUCCAUCGAAACGUGCUUUGAAGGUGGAGCAACAUCCACUCCCUGCUCCAUAUCGAGUGGUGGCUGCCCCCCCUGCAUUACGUUCGCGGAUGACGGCUGUUAUGUUAAGGUAAAUAAUGCAUGCCCAUUUGGUGUGGACUGUGCUUCUGCAUGGGAAAGCUCUACUGCCGCAUCCACUGGUAGUGGCACGACCACAACGACAUCAAAUAUUACAGACACAAGUGGUACGCCUGCAUCAAGCGAUACGGACCCGUCGACGUCUACUGCAUCAAACUCUUCCCUUACACCAAGCCCGAAUAGCAACAGUUCAACAGACACGUCGUCGUCUGAUCCCACAUCGUUUGGCUCUUCUAACGGAAGCAAUACCGGAGCUGAUGACUCAGAUAGCGGUGGUUCUGACAUGAGCGUCGUUUUUGCAAUCAUCGGCGCAGCGAUCGGCGUCAUUGCUGUCGCAGUAAUUUUUUUGACGCUUGUGCGUCGCUCCAAAGCUGCACACGAUGAAGAUGAAGACGUGGUUCCAAAUACUCCUGUGACAUUUACUAAGGGACAGGGCCCACAAAGCACGACGGGAGCCGCCAUGUAUGCUAGCUAUAAUAACGGUACCCAGUCGGCUGCACCUAGUUUCACUUCCGAACCCGGUGUUUCUGCGAGCGCCAUGAGCUAUUACAACCAACAGCCACUACACAACACGUCAGCUCCAUCGCCGCGCGUAGCUGGACGCGCUAUUCCAUCGCAGCCUGUAGGGUUGAAUCAGAGCACCAACAAACAUCGUCCUUAUGGAAGUAGCCAAAAUGUUGGUACGCCAGGCGUCGGCAUCACUAAUGAUAUGAUUGCCUCAGGCAUCGGAGGAACGUCGCAGACACACCACACACCCGUACAGCACCAACAUUUGGGUGGGGCGGCGCCUUCACCGCAUACCCGGAGAGAGUCGUUUGAAUUUUGA